AAGGCGACAAGCGACAAGCGGCAAGCGGCAAGCGACAAGCUGCCAACUCCGUGUUUCGAAGCAGAAACGGCGGGGAUCCGAGCAUUCAUUAUUCGCUACCUGGGUAUCUUGGGAUUUUGCAGUAACUAGAAACUGAUCUCUCGCUUAAGAAACAACAAUUCUUCCCACAUCCAAACCAUCUCCCUCUCUCGCUUCCUUCCUCCCUCCCUCUCCCUCCCUCCCUCGACGCCCCCUUCGGUUCCCCGGGCUGUGGCCUCACCGCGUACCACCGCCGCCGCCAUGGACGGGCCCUCCAUUAUCAAGGAGCACGGCAAGGCCAUCAUCAACGCCAUCCAGAGAACUACCCAGAACGAUUGGAAAGUUCUGGUUUUAGACGAAGGCACCAAGAAAAUCAUCGACAGCUCCGUCAACGAAGAUGACAUCCUCAACCACAACAUCGCCAAUAUCGAGCGCAUCGAGGAGCGGAGGGAGCUGAACCCGGACAUGGAUGCCGUGUACCUCCUCUCUCCCCUGCCACACAUCGUCGACUGUCUCCUCGCCGACUUCGAGCGCCGCCGCUACAGGAGGGGGUUUAUCAUAUGGGCUGGCUCCUUGCCCGACCACCUGCACCGCCGCCUAGAUGGGGCCCGGGGGCAAAUGGGAGGGCCCCCUGACCGUCUGCUCGUCGACUUCUACCCCCGGGAGUCGCAUCUCAUCACCUUUCAGGACCCGUCCAGCUUCCUCGUCUUGUACAAUCCCACCUGCAACAACCUCGUGGCACCACAUUUACGCGCCCUGGCAUCAAAGAUUGCCGCCGUCUGCAUCACCUUGCAAGAAGUCCCCAAGAUUCGGUACUACCAACCCCCGGCACACACCACCCACGACGCGAAAGUCUUGUGCAUGCACCUGGCCCGCUUCGUCCAGGAAGAGCUAGAUGGCUAUCAGCGCUUCGACCGUAAUUUCCCACCGCAAUCUCAGCGGCCACAGUCGGUGCUGCUCAUAACGGACAGAUCGAUGGACUUGAUGGCCCCCCUGGUACACGAGUUCACCUACCAAGCCAUGGCCCACGAUCUGCUUCCGAUAAAGGAUCAAGAAAACGGCAAGGUCACUUUUCGCAUGACCGUCAACGAGAACACGGCCAAUGCCGAGGAGAAGGACAUGGAACUCAUGGAUAAGGAUACCGUCUGGGUCAACAACAGGCACCGCCACAUGAAGGAUACCAUCGACAAGCUCAUGAGCGACUUCCAGAAGUUCCUCGACCAAAACCCACACUUCGCCAAGGCGGAUGCCGGGAAGACCACCGUGAACGACAUUCGGGACAUGAUGGCUGGCCUGCCGCAGUUCCAGGAGACGAAGCAGGCCUACUCUCUCCACCUCACCAUGGCCCAGGAGGCCAUGAAUAUCUUCAAAAAAUACAAGCUCGUAGACAUUGCUGCGGUAGAGCAGACCUUGGCCACCGGCCUCGACGAAGACUACAAGAAGCCCAAGAACGUCCUCGACGAGGUUGUCCGUCUCUUGGACGACCCAGACGUGGCACCGGCAGACAGACUCCGCCUCAUCACCCUGUACGUCUUGUACCGUGACGGCGUUAUUGAGAAGGACAUCAGCCGGCUACUAUGGCAUGCCUCUCUACAGCGAUCGCGCGACAGCCAAGACCAAACCAUCAUCGAAAACCUGCACCUCCUCGGCGCCCGCCCCCUGAAAGAACUCAAAGAACCGCGCCAGCCGCCGCCCCCCUUAUUCCCGCCCCGCAACCCUCAAGGCGCCAUCCCAGACGACGAAUACGCCCUCUCCCGCUUCGAACCCGCCCUCAAGCAAAUGCUAGAGCACGUCUGCGCGGGCGACCUCGACCCGGCCCUCUUCCCCUACGUCGUGCCCCCGCUCGAGGCGGCCUCGGAAACCCACGGCUCGCAGGGCUCGCUCCGCUCCGCCGCCCCCCGCUGGGCGUCGGCCAACCGGCGGCAGGCCGAAAACCGGCAGCGCGUCAUCGUCUUCGUCGCCGGCGGCGCCACCUACUCGGAGGCGCGCGCCUGCUACGAGAUCUCGGACAAGCACAACCGCGACGUCUUCCUCGCCUCCAGCCACAUGGCCUCCCCGGGCAAAUACAUCGCCGACCUCCGCGCCCUCAAGCUCGACCGCCGCCGCCUCGACCUGCCCGUCGACCGGCCCCCGCCCCGCGCCCCCGCCCACCUGUUCGAGCGCCCCGCGCCCGUCCCUGCCCCCGCGCCCGCGCCCCAACAGCAGGCUGCCAUGGGCAUGGGCAUGGGACACCAGAUGCCCCCCGGUGGUGGUGGUGGUGGUGGUGGGCUGCGGCCGCCGACCAAGGGCAUGGCUGGUAUGACCCUGAACAACAACGGUCCGUCGGCGUCGGCUUCGUCGCUGGGCGUGGGCGGUGCGGGGGACUUGCGGCCGGGGACGAGCGGGUCGGAUGGGGGUGGCGGGAAGAAGAAGGAUAAGGAGAAGAAGAAGCGGAAUAUCUUUGGGAUUAAGAAGUGAAGAAGGGCGGGGGUCGGGGGGGGGCUGUAUUGGGGUUUGCUGUGGUUGAUUGGUUUGGUUUGGUUUGGUUUGGUUCUUGGCUUCGGCUCGGUCUGAUCAAGCAUGGAGUUCCGGUUCCGUUAUGGGGGUUGGUUUGGUUGAGGGGCUGACCUGACAUUCGUUGGUUGGGGAGAGAAAGAAGGCGUGCAUGUGUGCGUUGAUGGGCGGGUGUAUCUAGCGGUACGUGUCUAAUCUGUAUCUACGCUACAUAUUCCAAGUAUGUAGAUGGAUGUAGAUGGGUGUGGGUGCUUCCGCUUUUGUUGUAUCUACGUCCGUCGAUGCAAGAGAUGGAUACCCUAGAUCUGUCGACGCGAACCUGGUCAAGUUACAUAAACAAGAAGUAGUAAUUUCGACGUCACCAAUGGCAUGAC
Chaetomium fimeti is the source of this 2885-nucleotide messenger RNA. RefSeq names its product Sec1-like protein. NCBI's taxonomy places the organism in Eukaryota, Fungi, Ascomycota, Sordariomycetes, Sordariales, Chaetomiaceae. Gene Ontology annotation, molecular function: syntaxin binding. Gene Ontology annotation, biological process: intracellular protein transport; vesicle-mediated transport. Gene Ontology annotation, cellular component: secretory granule; plasma membrane. The record is from RefSeq and is a predicted model, not a curated record. The transcript has 6 exons. Bases 280 to 2475 code for a protein of 731 amino acids.